AUGGCCGUUACGAUAUCCUCCUGGCUCAAGGGUCGCCCUUCACAACCAUCAAAUGCUUACAUCACUAACGAAGAUGAUAUUGCAGGUCUUAUUGAUAGCAUAGAGCUCGAUCUCAUAGAUGCGGAUGCUGAGAUAUACAUGGAGAAGUACUGGCAGCUCCGCAAGCAAGUCGACGAAGGCGAGAUAUGCAACGAUCUUCGAGCUGAUAACGCUUGUCUUUGA
Messenger RNA from Alternaria atra, 222 nucleotides. RefSeq lists its product as uncharacterized. The record is from RefSeq and is a predicted model, not a curated record. Lineage: Eukaryota; Fungi; Ascomycota; Dothideomycetes; Pleosporales; Pleosporaceae. The transcript has a single exon. The coding region runs from base 1 to 222 and encodes 73 amino acids.